GCUGUGGCAGCAACCACUGUACACAGUGGGAGUCCGGGAAGCAGGAUGCCUGUGGGUGACAGACGGUAUAUGGCACGGAUAGCUUUAUCCCCUCUGGUUAACAGUUCGUCUCGGUACUAAAUGUCAGCGACCCUCGCAGUAGGUGCCAUGAACCUGGGAGAUGGCUUAAAGCUUGAAACUCAGAUUUUGGAUGGAAAAACCAAACUAAUUUUGGCUCCCUAUGGAGCUCAAGCAAAAGGCAUCAGACAGGUUGGUAACAAAGUAAGACCCCAAAAUGUUGGUUUGAAAAUAAAGCAGUCAGGUCAGAUUCUUCGACCAGUAGAAAGCAAUACUACAAAAUCCGAACAGCCAACAGCAAAACCGAGGUCUGCGAAAGAACUUGGAAAUGUGCCAUCUGAGAAACCAACGUCAAACGUACUUAAAGAGUUAGAAAACAAACAUCAUGCGCCAGUUAGCCAACAAAAAGUUCAGCCCGCAAAGCAAGAUUCUGGAAAGGCCAAACCUCUUGCCAAAAAGACAACAGUGUCUUAUGUUGUAAAGCAGAAGCCUACGCGGAAACAUAACCUCUCUGCUGAAGAACUUCGAGAAAGCUUGGUUUGUCUGACACAAGAGCAGUUCCAGCAAAUUUUGAUGACCAUCAACCAGGGAAACAAGCAUAGCUUACAAGAUCAGAAAGGUGAAAAAGACCAAGAUGAUCAUACAGAGGAGUCAGUAGAAGAAAACAUUACAGGACUUCUAAAGACUGUAAAUGAAACAACUGUCCGAGAUGAGAAAUCAUCACCCUCUGAGAAUCAAGAUCUUCUGAUAAUUGAACAGUCAAAUAUGCAAAAUGCAAGACCCCAAACUAAUUUGUUUAGUACUUUUGGAGAACGAGAGAUUGAUAAAAGUCUACAGGAAGCAAAGAAAGCUCAGUGGAGAAAAGAACUUGAUGAGCAAGUUGCUUUAAAGAAGAAAUUGAAUGAGUCUUCUCAGGACUGGACAAAGUCUAAGUUCCAUGAACAACACGAAACCGAAUUUAAUGGUACAAAAAGAGUGCACGUAACAGACCAGUUAACUGAGAGAACCCCUAAUGAUACUAACACUCCAGUCCAAGAAGAUGGCUUACUUAAGAGCUCCCUAGGUACCGAGACAGACAACUACUCGCCCAGUGUAUCCUGUGCACCUAGUGGGCGGGCUACAAGUUUUAGCUCACCUGAGCUUCCUGCUGCUAUUCGCUCAGCUUUUGUUUUAGGGGAAGUUGCUCCAAUGGAUCACCCGUUCAGCGCUGUUAAGCGUCAGCAGCAAAAAAUGUGGCUUGAAGAACUCAAUAAGCAGAGAGACGAAGUCAUCCUUCGUAAGAAACAAGAAAAACAAAAGUUCCUGGAGGCUGAAGAACCUGACAGAUGGGCAAUGCAUUUUGAUUCAUUUAAAAAACAGAACACCCACCCACCAAUUCACAAUCAAAUACAACAAUAUGAAAACCAGUUGCCAUCUCGAGACGUGGCUCAUUCAGAGGAACCAUCAGUAUCGCCAGCUACAAGCUACCUGCACCGCUCAGGGUCCGUAAUGCAAAAAUCACUUGACGAAGAUAAUGUUCAAGGCCAGAAAACAGGAUUUCUCCGUACAAUGACUUCUCUGUUGGAUCCAGUGCAGAUUGAAGAAAGAGAUAAGAAAAGGCUAAAACGGAUGGAACAUGAGAAAGCUUUAGCAGCACAAGUUGAAGAAAGGCGCAAGAAAAAACAGCAGGAAGAAGAACGAAGACUACGUGAGGAACAGGAGGAGGAACAAAAGUUGUUAAAAGAACGAGAGCAGAUACGUAAGCAGUUUGAAGAAGAUGCAUUUCGUCAGAAACAGAAAGAGGAAAUCGUAAGCCUCAAAACGAAGGAACUGUACCAGAGUAUGCAGAGGGCUCAGGAGGAGGCGCAACGUAUAAAACAGGAACAAAGAAUGCGCCAUUUAGCCCAGAAAGGACAUGACAUUUCUAAAUUGCAGAGAAACCUAAAUGGUGAAGUAGAACAACUAGACCAAAGAAGUUCUAGCCGUUUCACAGAUGUUACUCCAGUGGACCUUCGUAGUGGAACAAACAGUGCUAUGAAACAGACACAUACAACAUUGGUCUCCCCUAGAAAAGACACUGCGGUACAAACCGAUGAUGUAAAUAGUUUGAUGAAUGCAGGCGAUGGAAAAAAUAAACAUAGAGAAGAGAGGUUAUGGAGAGAUUUGCAAAAUUAUUCACCAGAUAUUCCAAUAGAAUUCAAAGACAAAGGAAAUUCAGAUGUGCACAUGAGAACACUGGCAAUAAAGGAAAAAAGCAAGUCCAGCAAGGAAAAUAAAAACACUUUAACUAAUGAAAAUGACCAUUUAGCAAGAACUGAAAAUCAAGUGAAAGAAAGUGUUAAAAGACCAGACUGGAACAAGAAUAAACCUAACAAAAGAUUUCUGCCAGCUUCUGAAAGAUAUCCGAAGGGACUUCAGAAACAACGAGAGGAGAGUAAGAUCCGGCGACAAAAGGAGUUGCUUAAUUUGGUAGAGCGAAACAAUGUAAAUAACCUGCAGCAAAGAAAACGGACUUCUCCAGAAAGGACGACCUCUCCUGAUAAUAUCAUGGUUGCAGUAAUGAAUGAAGAGUCACAAGGAAAGCAGACGACCAGAAAGGAGGAGCAGCUCCAAAAAGUUGAUUCAAAUUUCAAAAGACCAGUUUCUCCACCAGUUCCUGCUGUCAAAAAUAGGUUGCAUCAAAUGGAGAAAAGGCCAUCUGGGAUCAGUAGUCACUUUGUGUAUAAUGGGAAUGCUGUCCAAGGGCAUACCUACACCUCUAAACAAAUUGAGGUAUUUCCUGAAAGCAGUGAACAGGCAUCUGAAAGACCCCCUUCUUCACACUUCAUCCCUUAUGUGCGUACAAAAGAAAUAUAUUAUCUGGAUCCUGAUGCACCUAUGUCCAGGCCUUCUACACAUGAUCCACAGUAUAGAUAUGAAGGUGAUCACAAUGGAACAAGACAGAUAUUCAGCUCUGAUCAUGCAAAAGAUCCUUUACUGAAUCCUAAUGUUCUAAAAAAUAAGGACCGUCAGCAAGCAAUUUUGAAAGGAUUGUCAGAACUGAGGAAGGGUUUGCUUCAGAAACAGAAAGAGUUGGAAACCGGUUUGAUACCAGAUAUUUAAAUCUAGAUGGCACCUACGUUGGGAACUCUCCUUUUUUUUUGCACCAAGCUCCCUACAGUGCAUAUAGGAGUGUGUAUCUAUGUGUAUAUAUGUAUAUUUAUUAGAAGAUAUUCAUGUAUUCUAAUGUUUGUAUUAUGAAUGUAAAUAUCAUACUAGAUUGUAAGCACUAGAACAGUGUUGUGUGAUAUUCAUGUUUUUGCUGCUGUGGAAUGUGUUUACAGUAUUUAUAUUGAACUUCUCAUAUGAGUGUGAUGUGCAACUUUUUAUAGAAUGUCUGUUAAUUCUUUUUUGAUAAAUAAAUAUUUUUUUAAAAUUAA
This is a messenger RNA of Bombina bombina (fire-bellied toad), 3455 nucleotides long. RefSeq names its product coiled-coil domain containing 66 (gene CCDC66). Lineage: Eukaryota; Metazoa; Chordata; Amphibia; Anura; Bombinatoridae. Gene Ontology annotation, biological process: cilium assembly. Gene Ontology annotation, molecular function: microtubule binding. The coding region runs from base 121 to 3138 and encodes 1005 amino acids. Gene Ontology annotation, cellular component: microtubule; cilium. The record is from RefSeq and is a predicted model, not a curated record. The transcript is spliced from 19 exons.